Salmo salar (Atlantic salmon) is the source of this 1229-nucleotide messenger RNA. It is a transcript of the gene mvb12ba, whose product is annotated as multivesicular body subunit 12Ba. The record is from RefSeq and is a predicted model, not a curated record. Gene Ontology annotation, biological process: regulation of epidermal growth factor receptor signaling pathway; virus maturation; viral budding. NCBI's taxonomy places the organism in Eukaryota, Metazoa, Chordata, Actinopteri, Salmoniformes, Salmonidae. Gene Ontology annotation, cellular component: late endosome; ESCRT I complex.
UCUCUCACUGCAAUGUCCACAAAUGGCAGCUAUUAGAAUCCGCUAGCUAUAAUCUCAGUCACCUAAAUGCUCAGUAAAUCAACUCGUUGGGGAUUAGCUAACAUCCCAGAAAGGAUGCAUUUCUUGCGGCUGUAACUCCGAAAAAGGGGAGAAGAGGAAAAGAAGAUAAGAAGUCUAAACCAAGAUUGUUUUUAAAAAAAAAUCAUAAUUGUUGGCCUCACUAGAACUCUCCCAUGAUGCCUGAGGUUCGGGAACUUUCAGACGCACUGCCGGAGUUGCCCAUGGACCCCAUCACUGGCGUGGGGGUGGUGGCCUCGCGAAACAGAGCGCCUACUGGCUAUGAUGUGGUGUCCCAAACAACAGAUGGCCUUGACGCUGACUUGUGGAAAGACGGUCUGUUCAAAUCCAAGGUGACACGCUACCUCUGUUUCACCAGGGUCUUCUCUAAAGAAAACAGUCAUUUAGGUAAUGUGCUGGUGGACAUGAAGCUUAUCGACAUCAAGGACACUCUGCCUGUAGGUUUUAUUCCCAUCCAGGAGACGGUGGACACACAGGAACAGGCCUUCCGGAAGAGGAGGCUCUGUAUCAAGUUCAUCCCGCGGGACUCCACAGAGGCAGCCAUCUGUGACAUCAGAAUCCUGGGCAGGUCCAAGCAGGCCCCACCGCAGUACACCUUCAUAGGAGAGCUCAACAACAUGGGGAUCUGGUAUCGCAUGGGUAAGGUCCCGCGUGCCCAGGAAUCUUCGCCAACUCCAACCACCAAUAACAUCCAGAACGUCAACUCGACGGCCAACACCACACCAACCCCAGCAGCCCCCCUGCCCAAACAUAUAUCCAUGACACUCCCUGCCAGUUUCAAAAGGCAAACUACUACUAGACCAGAUUUUGAACACCAGAACUCCAACCUGUAUGCCAUAUCAGCAAUGGAUGGAGUGCCUUUCAUGAUCUCUGAAAAGUUUGCCUGCGCUUCCGAUGAUCUGCAGCAGGUGGAUCUGAUGGGCAUCACAAUCAAGUCGCUGACGGAGAUUGAGAAAGAGUACGAGUAUAGUUUCCGCACGGAGCACAGCGCAGCAGCGAGGCUGCCCCCCAGUCCCACACGGAUCUCCCUGGGCUCUGAGGCCUGAGCCCCCCAGUCCCCCCCCCGUCCCCCCCCCAGUCCCACACGGAUCUCCCUGGGCUCUGAGGCCUGAGCCCCCCAGUCCCCCCCCCCAGUCCCACACGGAUCUCCC